This is a messenger RNA of Scleropages formosus (Asian bonytongue), 1239 nucleotides long. RefSeq names its product transmembrane protein 271 (gene tmem271). The record is from RefSeq and is a predicted model, not a curated record. The transcript has a single exon. NCBI's taxonomy places the organism in Eukaryota, Metazoa, Chordata, Actinopteri, Osteoglossiformes, Osteoglossidae. The coding region runs from base 410 to 1201 and encodes 263 amino acids.
CUUUUAGUGGGAGAGACGCUCGAUACGGAGGCGCGCUCUCCUCCGACUCGGGCUCGUUUCUGUGCGCGGAUGCUCGCAUGGAGGGGCUGCGGUUGGGGGAGUGGGGGUCAUGAGGGUGGUGGGCACCUCCGGCUCGGAUUUCGGCAGUCGGCGCUGCGCACGGAGCCCCCUUUCCCCAUCAAUAAUUAAUCGGCGUGGUGGACGCGGCGGCGGCGGCGGCGGCGACGGGAGCGACGGGAGCGGCGGUGGGGGGGAAGAGCGCGCGGACGCUCGGGAGGUCCUCGUGCUGAAGAGCAUCCGGCGUCGGCGGAUCAUGUCACCAUCUGACAGCUCUUCCAGAAGGGCCGACGAGGAGGACGAGGGAGGAUGAAGGAGGCAGGAGGAGCGGGAGAGGCAGAGGAGGAAUAUAAUGAAGUUGAGUGGGAAAGGACUGUGCACCGUGGUGUCCGGCAGCCUCCUCUUCUUGUGCGCCAUGAGCGCCGUGGUCGUGGGCUUCAGGUGCUUCUCUCUGGGCUCCAGAGUCAAAGUGCAUUUCCACCUGGGCACGGCCGCGGGGGCUUUCUACUCGGGCAUCCUGGUGGGACUGGGCCAGGUGCUGCUGGGCUUCGCCCUGCUCUGCUGCAGAGGGAAGCCCGGCAGCCGGAAUUUCUUCCUGGUGGGCGUCCUGGUGUUCAUGCUGGGGGUCCUCACCGCCUUCUCGGGCGCGGUGGUGGACGGGGACACCGUGUCGCUGGUGGAGCGCAAAUAUUCCCACUACUGCCUGGACUCCGUAGGGUUAAAUCCCAUCUGCGAGCAGCUCAAGGAUUAUCAGAGGGGUCUGGUGGUGUCCACCAUCCUUAACACGCUCGAGUGUCUCCUGGGGCUCCUGAACCUGGUGAUCAUCAAGAGGUACCAGACUGCGCAGUUCUACCGGAGGAGGCUGGCGCAGAGGCAGGGCGCGCGGGGCAUCCUCUUCACCGAGGAGCAGGACCCCCCCGUGUCGGAAUUACAGCCCGUGUCCUACAUCAACCUGGGGGUCUUCCACGUGUUGGACGAGGCGGGUGUGGAGGUACAGUGCGGGGGGCACCCGUCCAUCGAGCUGCCGGGUUACUCCCCCAUGGAUCCCGAACUGAACCACUCGUACCCCUUCUCGUACCCGCUUCCCAACGAGCUGCCCCCCGCCUACGAGGACAUCUUCCCGGGGGAAAGCAGUAAUAAAUGAUAGGUGCACGUAAGAAAAGGAAAGGAAAGUAAGAAAGG